GUUUUGUUUGCUAGUAGGACAAAGAUUCCCGCGAUAUGCCGAAACAAAAAACGAAAGUGGGAUUCUAAGGAAAGAUUAAUUUUAGGCUUUGUCAGUGCAUGAUUCAGCAAGAAAGUUGUAAAGUAUUUUUUAGGUACAUGAGAUAGAAAAAAUCAUGCAGUGUGUUUGUGGAUUCACACUGACAGGUACUGGGGCAAAUUUUUGCCCACAGUGUGGAAAAAAGGUAACAUGCCAAGGGACUGCAAACAAACAGACUGCUCCAUGUCCUAAUACAAUUCAGGAUGGUGAGAGAACAUCAGGCAUUUGUGGAAAACCAGUGGAAAACUCACAGAAGUUCUGCAUUGAAUGUGGCUGGAAAGUCGACCCUAGAGCUUUCCUGCCGAGAGCUGUUAUGUGCCAGGGAAAGAAACCAAAUGGAGCACCAUGUGAUAACAUUGUAACUCCAAAUGUCAAGUUUUGCUCAGAAUGUGGGAGACCCCCAGGCUUUGGAGCCUCUGCUUCUGCAAUCCCUCCAGUUGUAAAGAAGGAGGUAAUGGCUGCUGAAGGAGAGACUUUGACCCAAGGACAUGAAAGACAACUGACCCUGGGGCAUGAAGGACAACAGUCAAGUAACGAUCAAACAGAGCCAACAGCCCAGGAUAUGGACUUUGAAUUUGUGAAUUUUACUCAAAGUAAGGAAGGGUUAAGAAGAACAGAUAGCUAUGAAAAAGCUACCAAUUUGGAAAACAGUUCAGAUUUCUGCAAUGGUUUUCCAAAAUUUACCGAUGACUCAAAGUCUUCUUCUCAGAGUUCUGUUAAACAGGAAGCGGGGUCUUCUUCACGGGAUAAAAUUUUGACGUCAGAAGAAGGGGUAGGCGAGAGUCCAGGUAUGCUAGAUUCCAUGGAGAUUGUGGAAAACCCUCCCAGUGGAUUGGAGAUGAAUCCUCCUGCUGAAAAUUUCCAGGAAGGUCAAGAGGAGAGAGUCAGAGGUGGGCAGGAAGAUUCUGAAAUUGAAAAAGUGGAAAAACCGAAUGAAAAAGGAGAUGGGAAAAGGGGCCAAGCAGAGGGAAAUUUAGAAGGCAAGAGGGAUGGAAGACAGGAAGGUCUAAUCAUGGAAACCCAGCAAGAAAAUGAACAAGAGGUGAAAGAUAGUGGUUCAGUUUCUAGAGAGAACUCUGUUUAUGAGCCUAGCUGGAAAAAGAAGGAGGGAAAUAAAGAAACUGAUGAUCAAAGUGUGAUUGAACGUUUUCAGUUGUUGGAUGUGAGAAAACGAAAAUCGCCAGAGAGAGAGUUCCCAGAUGAAAGCAAGAAGUUGCACUUAUCAGUGGGGGAUGUCAGUGAGGAUAAAAAUGGGAAUAAAGCUGAUGAUUCACAAUUCCCAGAGGAAGAAGAGAAAGUCGAGGAGGAGGCUGAUGAAAAUGGAGAAGAAGAUGAUGAAGAAGAUGAUGAUGAAAGUGAGGGAGAAAGAAAUGCAGAGAAUGCAGAAAAGAGUGAGAGCAAAAAGAAGAAACACCAAGGAAAAAAGAAAAAAAAGAAAAAAUUAGAGUACCAAAAGAAGAAAGGGCAACUGCCCUCAAAACCAGCUGACAACAAAACAAAUGCAACUGAUAUGGCUUCUUCUCAAGGAAUAGAAAACCAACCAAAAGUAUCAGCUAGUGUACAAAAGGCUCAAGAUAAAAAAGAUAAAACAGAAGAAAACAGGAAACUGAAGACACAAACUUCUAAGGAAGAAAAGAAGGGUUCAGAGGAAGCUAAAGAGAAUAAUGGACAAAUCAGACAAGAAAAUACUUCAACAACAUCAACUUCAACGACAUCAACAGGGGGUCAACGAUCAUCAACUGACAAUCAACCUUCAUCAUCUAGAGGAGAGUGGUCAAUAUCCUAUGGAGGUCAGUGGUCAUCACCUGCAGGUCAAGCCUCAACAACUAGAGGGGGCAGCACACAGGAGAGUGCAACUGGAAGUAAAUGGCAAGGACGAACAGAAAUUCCUGUUGAGCAUGUGGAUAAAAAUGGUGCAAAGAAAGGAAAUCAACAAACUCAGGUGAAUACAGAGGGAUCAAGUGUUGAUGCAGGGAAAAAUCAAAUGCACACAUCAACAACACCAGAAAGAAGUGUUAUCAUGACAAGGGGAAGAAGUGAAAUGAUAGAAAUUAAUUUUUAUGCCAUUGCAUCCCCGAAAUUUCUGAUAAACCGAAGCAACAGUCGAGUCUGCAUGAGAUUCAGUGCUGCAGAAUUGAGAGGAUGGUAUUGUUUCUAUCCAACAGAACUUGUGCGAUAUGCUGAUCAGCACACUGUUGUAACUAGAAAAAUGGUAAUUUCAAAACAGUUGCUUCGGGGGGCAGGAUUGAGGUACUCUUAUUGUGUGAUUGUCAAUGGUGACCUGACUCGUCCAGUGGAUGAAUAUUUCUAUGAUGCUUUCAAAUGGGAAGAGGGACUUACAAGGGAGCUGUCCAGCAGAGAUGACUUGUCAGAUGUCUGGAAUCAAUAUGACGGUGUCUUGAACCCAAUCCCAGACAGAGGACUACUCCAGAAAUUCAAAGCUUUUGUUGGAUUUGAUGAUUAUGAGAAGAAAUUGGAGAGUGACCUCUGGUUAACAGUCAAGAUAUUCUUUCCAAAAUGGAAGCAUUUUGUGUCAGAUGGAGAAGAUUUUUCGCCAGAGGAUGUGAUGAGUUCACUAAAAAUGUUGUACCGGGGAUUAAAGAAAACUUAUCACAAAACUAUGAAGAAAAUCUGGAGAUAUGAAUAUGAUUUCAUUCAAUCUAUAGGAAAAGCUAUUUUUGAUAUUUUGCAACCAAAGUUUGCUGACUUAUCACAAAACAAAGACAUCAUUGCAGCAGUUGCAAUCAUAUGGCUGGUAGAGGAUUUUAAUAUUUCAUUAAAUCAAAGCAAGAAGAACGUAUUAUUCAAGUCUUUAAUCCUGGAUGGUGACAAUGCUACAAGAUCUUGCAAGGCAUAUGAACACCUGCAGGAAUCCUACAAGGGCAUGGAGACAAAGGUACUGCAGGCUUUGAGGAAACUAAUACGCUCUGAAAAAUCAUCAGAAGAUCCAACCUGGCUUUGCAGUCUGCCUCUUUUUCACUUCCUGAGGAAGCAGUGCCAUCCUUACAGUGACAUAAGUCUUGCCGAUAACCACAAUGCAAGGAAACCUGUUUGGUGGGGGAAAGAAGAAAUUGAGGAAGAGAUGGAUUACUUGAAGGGAAAAACCAAGUGGAGCAUGGAACCAGCCUCUGUGUUAAAGCUGUUGGAGCCAAUGUUUGAGAUGGACUUCUAUCUGCCAAGGUCUAUCAUGGCCGUUCUCAAACUACAAAAAUUGGAUGUAGUCACCACCAAAGCAUUCCCUCCUGAAGUCACGCUAGCAGGACUGUACUUCUAUUUCAGAACUGAAUACUUUGAUAGUGAAUCCAGCCAAAAGAUUGUGCGUAAUUGUUUGGAAACAGUUUUAUCACAGCUGAUUGAACACAGUCAAAAGAAAGAAAAUGAUAUAUCCAAAAACAUACUGACCAGCUGCUAUUUGUCCUUCAAGAUUGGAUGUGAUCUGCUACAACAGGCUCAUACAAAGUUUAAGAGGGAAAACUGGCUCAUGGUCAGAGUAAUUGAGGCAUAUAUUUUGUCCCUGGCCAUGUUUGAUUAUUUGAUAGAAAAGAACUGUGAGGUAGCGAAGAACUUUCCAAAGAAAAAUGCACACAUGCUUUCUCUGUCUGAAAACAGGAAGUGGAUUACAUACUGGUUGGAUAGUUUUAAUUUUUAUCCAACAGUUGAGGAUGACUUGAAGGUUUGGGACCGUGUGCUGUCCGUGAAAAUUCCAGCCUGCUCAAUUAAGGAUGCAUUCAUCAAUGAAUUGAAAGAUAAGUUGCAGGGACAACUUGAUAGAAAGACUGAAAUGACAAAAGAACGUCUUGUAGAACUGUACUGUAGUGGAGCAGAACAGUUUAGUCCAGUUGUUCAAGAAAUAUUGGGAAACUAUGCUUUUCAGGCUUUGGAAAAGGGAUGUAUUUGUGAAGAUAAGAUAAUGUUAGGUCCUGGAGCUGCAAAGUAUGGAAACAUGUUGUCAAAGCUUUUUGAAAGAUCAUGGGAAAAAUACAAAUUGACAGAUUCAAAACCAAGACCAAUUUUGAAAUUCACAGUGUCCUGGAAACCUUUUGUCCAUUUCUUGGGAAUGUUUUAUCAAAAAGAGAAAUCUGGGGUGUUGUCGGACGAGUGCCAGCUACACUUCACCCAAGCAGCCACGUUGCUGAAAGAAACAUUGAACAAGUUGCUGGUAGGAACAAUUCUGAUUGGUGAUAUUGAGAUUAUUAAUGAUUCAGUGGACACUUUUGUACAUGCAAACUGCAUCAUCUGGAAGUGUGAGAAAAAUGAGGAUUUAAACCAAGCACUGAUAAGGGACACGCUGAUCCUAAGGUGUAAAGAGACAAGGAAGUUUGAAGUUGUGAAGGCAAAUGUUGGGAUACUGAUCCAGAUGUGUCAACAUUUUAAUGUUGAUCUUACAGACAUUGAUAGACAGAUGGAAGGAUAUGCCAACUUAGAUGACAGAAAACUGUGUGAAAUCUGUAAACCAGGAUUCAUUGAUCAUAUUUCUGACAUUGAAGUGUAUGAUCCAGAGGUCAUUGCAUUUAAUAUGUCUCCAGAUAUGCAAACUGUGUUGUCUAAUCUUGAAAGGUUAUCCCAUGGUUCUCUCUUCUUGAAUAUGUGGAUUAAGCAAGGACAACGGGAGGAGACCAAAAAGGGGAGUCCUCUGACAGUUGAUGAAGUCAUGGAGAAUGUUUGGCAGGUUGUGUACCCAGCUUGGCUUAAGCUCAGCAAGCGUAUUGCUACUGGGGACAUUACUUUCAGAGAAUUUCAAGACCAUUUUAGAAAUGUGUCCAUUGAUAAUUUAGAACAGCAGCUAUCGCAUUUAGCUGAAGGCAGAAAAGGUUGGAUAAAGGAACGACUACAACAAGUUAGGCAACACAGAGAACUUGAGCAGUGUGUCACAGGAGCCAAUGUUAUUCUGACAGUUGUCAGAGAGUAUGAUUUGAAGGGUAACUUUGAGCCCAUCAAGAUGAUUGUGAAAAUGGUGCAAGGGACAGACUCUGGUGCUAAAAUGAGUGAAUUUAACAAUACCUUAAUAGAUGCAUGUAACGUGCUAAAGGGAAUAGGAGAAGAGGAAGCAAAGUGUCUUGAGCAAUUCAUCAACUGUAAACAGCUUAUUGAAUGGUUAAGAACAUCAAUGGAAAGUUUGAAGGAGUUGAAGGUGUUUGUUGACCUUGCCAGUAUCUCCGCUGGUGAAGGUGACAUGGAGGUCGCCAAGGUCAAAUUUCUGCAUGCUGCCACGACUGGAUAUGCUCCACUGAUUUUCAACUUAGAUGACGAUUGUGAUUACUCCAAGUUUUUAGAGAAAUGCCAAGUGGUCUGGAAAGAGCUCAAGGCUGAUCCACAUCUACCAACAAAACUGAGAGACACAAAUAGACAGUUGGAAUGGCUGAACAGUGUGAAGUCUGCCCAGGGUUCAGUAGAGGUGACGUCCAUGAGACAAGCCGAGGCCAUCAACUCUGUAGGGAUAUACAUGGUGGGAAAGAUUGACCCAAAUCUACAGAAAGAAAAACCUACCAUAAGUGAUGUCCUGCAACUGCAUGUCCAGAAAGAUGAACAAGGGUCUCGACUUCCAAGACGAUACCAGUUUAAAGAGCUACAAGAGCUUCAGAGUAAACUCAUGCUGGUGGCUGGAAAGGCAGAGCUUGGCAGUGAUGAUGUGGAACGAUUCACCAUUGUUUUUGAUGCAAUAGUAAGACUUUGCAAUGUGUACAUCAAGCUUGUGUCGUCUGGCUGUGUGCUAUUCACAAACUGGCAGGCCAGAUUUCUUUGUGAUCCUGAAAGAAAUGUAUGUGCAUUUGUCAAGUUUGGAAGUGGGGAAGGAUGCACUCAGUUAAAAGGAAGACGAAGCGAGGAAGAGGAUGUAAGCACCAUAAUACCCAGACUUGCUAAAUUUAUGGAAUUUUGCUUGGAAGAGUGGCUGAAAUAUAUUGACCAGAAGAGGGAUAGUUAUCCCCAUCUCAAUUUCUUCACUAUUGACCAAAUGGUGAUUUUGCAAAGGGAGUUGGUGUUAAUGGGAGGUGAGGUAGAACCAAAUGAUUUUAUUUACCCACUUCUAUCUAUUGUCAAACAUGACUGUACAAAAAUGGAUUUGAUUGGUGCUCUGAAAAAGGCCAAAGGUGAUGUGUCCCAAAAAGAGGCUGAACAGGUAGUUGAAAUGACAGAAGAUGAGGAGGAAGACAAAGUUGAUUCAGAUGAUGAAAGCCAAACAAAGGCUAUUGCUAAAUUCAUUUCAGCCAUUAUGGAUUCUGGUUACUCUGAGAAGCUAGCCAGAGAAGCUAUGAAGCGAGGCAUUGAUCCGGAUGAAAUUGAAGAAGGUAUAGUGUGGUGUAUGGAACAUGAGGAUGAGGCAGAUAUGGAGGUAGAAGUGAGUGAGGAGCAGGUAGAGGUGGUAGUUGAGGACUAUGAGGGCUGGACAAAAUCUGACACAUCCAUCUCCACUAUGACCCAGAACAUCCUGUCUGAUCUCCAGUACAACAAAGACACCACAGCGGACACCCUGAUUCCAGACCUAGAACAGUUGUGGGAGGAGUUCCUGUCCUCCAUUUCCUCCAGUGUGUCAGAUUAUCUCAGUGUGGAACAUCUGGGGAUCAUCCUCAGGAGACUCGCAGAAACUGAAACAUUUAGUGUUCAACGCCCUUUCCUACCUUGCUUUGAGAAAGGUGUUCCAAAUCUGUUACUCUGUCCCCAAGAUGAGAUUUUGAACACAGUGCUGACAAUCUACAGCCAUGAUCCAGAUCAGCCUCUUCCUCAGUCAGAUGAGAUUCUCAUGUGUACUCCACACACCACUCUGGAUGAGGUGGAGAUAUUUUGGAGAAGAGCUGUACUGGACACAACAGACAGAAUCCAUUGUUUGGUCAAUGGGGACCUGCUGGAUUAUGAAGUCAGUGAUAAAGGGGAGAGAAGGCUGGAACAUCACAUGCAGAAAGCUGUGGAACUUGAGAUUCCGUACAAACUGGUGGUGGUGUGUAGCACAGAGAGGGAGUACCACUCCAGAAUUGUGGCUGCCCUGGACAAGUACAGACGCCCCCCUCUCCCUCUGAUGACACAUGACAACAUGACUAAAUAUAUCAAGGAUAAACUGACCUUUGACAUCAAAAGACCUAGUGCCACACCUGCUGCUGAAGCUGACUUUGAACAUUGCACAGUCAGAGUGGUGAAAUCAUGGAGAGCAGGAGUUGGCAAGAGUUUACACAAGAAAAGAUUGGCAGAAAAACUCCAAGGUCUACACAGUGGUGUCAUCAGAAGCAAGAAGGCCGUGGUAUCAAUUCCUUUACAUGAGAGGGAAAUCUCCGUUGAUGACAUCAUGGGUGAACUCCUGAAGAACAUGUUGCAUCCUGGGAAAAUAGAACCACGACUGUUUCACAUUGAUCUUUCUCAUGAGGUCCAGGAGGGGGUGGACUACCUACUGUUCCAGCUACUGAUCCUGGGCUGUCUGACCAACAGUACUGGACACGUGUGGAGGAAGCUGCCGUACGACCUCUACAUUGUGGAGACCAUGCCUCUACUGGCCAGGGACUUCCAGGAACAGAGAGGCUUUAUAAAAUGCAUGCAUAGAUGCCUGGAUAUUCUGCCUGAAGUGACCUGUCGAUCACCACAAGAAAGUCUCAAAGGAAAUGCCCCAGAUAUUGGACAGAAUGACCUUCUAUUUGAUGGGAAGGAGUUCAAAAGCAACGUUUUCCAGAGACCAUUCCAGUAUUUGUACAGACUGGACAUGAAUCGAGGUCUGGGGGACAUAGAUAUGAGGAGGACAGAGGGAAACCCCCAAACCUGUCUCCAGACACUGCUCAAACACUGUGGUAUCAGAGAUCCCUCCUGGGCUGAACUGAGACAUUUUGUCUGGUUCCUGAACACACAGCUGGUGGACUUUGAGAACUCGGCCUUUGUGAGUCUGGCAGCUGCUGAGGAUUUACCUGGAUUUUCACAAUUUGUCUUAAGAUUCCUGAUCCAAAUGUCCAGGGACUUUGCUACACGGUCCCUGAACAUGAGUGAGGAGUCUCCCAUACAGAUGUUACAGAGGAUGGAGUCUGAGGAAGAGGAGGAGAAUGAGGAGGUAGUGCUCCGUCAGUUUCAGCUCAGGAGGACCUGGGAAAGCAGUCCCCAUCCUUACUUGUUCUUUAACCCUGAUCACCAUUCGAUGACAUUCCUGGGAUUUAACAUAGAGAGACAGUCUGGUAACUUGAUAGAUGUACAAACAGGGACCGUGCUAGAGCAAGGAAUCAUGAAAAGAAAUCUACAGGACGCCCUCAUCAGAAACAGGGUCCCUAUCAAUGAAAACUUUGACAGUCUACCAAGAGAUCAGAAGUUAUUUAAACUGUGCAGUGUGAUGGGUGUAGAAGAUGUAUUUGACCCUGACCCGACCUAUGAACUUACAACAGACAAUGUCAAGAAGAUACUGGCCAUCUACAUGCGCUUCAGAUGUGACAUCCCUGUGAUUAUCAUGGGAGAGACUGGCUGUGGAAAAACUCGUCUGAUCAAAUUCAUGUGUCAACUUCAGUGUCCUAUUGGAGUGGAGGUCCAGAAUAUGAUCCUUAUGAAGGUUCAUGGAGGCACCCGCAGAAGUGACAUCAUCAGGAAAGUACUGGAGGCUGAGAGAAUUGCUCAGGAGAACACAGCUAAUUAUGGACAGAGACUGUAUACUGUGUUGUUCUUUGAUGAAGCUAACACUACAGAGGCUAUAGGUCUAAUUAAGGAGAUCAUGUGUGACCGAUCAAUGGAGGGGGAACCACUCAAACUCUGUCAGACCCUGAAAAUCGUGGCUGCUUGUAACCCCUACAGAAAACAUUCUGAGGAUCUGAUCAAGAGACUAGAACAAGCUGGACUGGGUUACCAUGUGGAUGCUGAUAAAACCACAGACAGAAUGGGUCGAGUUCCCAUGAGGAGACUUGUAUACAGAGUCCAGCCCCUCCCCCAGAGUAUGCUGCCCCUGGUCUGGGACUUUGGACAACUGGACACCAAUGUGGAGGAAAUGUACAUCAAACAGAUGGUCCUCAGAUAUAUUCGAGGUGGAAAACUUCCAAAUGAACCAAAUUUAGACACAACAGUCAGUCAUAUUCUUACAUCAGCUCAGGAAUUCAUGAGGAGACAACAAGAUGAGUGUAGUUUCGUCAGCCUGAGAGAUGUGGAGAGAGUCCUGGAGGUGAUGAGCUGGUUCUACAGACAGAGUCAGGGGGAGACAAAUCUGUUUGAUCUGAUGGAGGAGGAGGAGGAAGAUUCAGAAGAAGAGGAGGAAGAAGAAAUGGAGGACCAGGAGCUGGCUGUUCCUCAACCUCAGACUGUCAGUGAUUUGACAAAGUCACUUGUGCUGGCUCUUGGAGUUUGCUACCAUGCUUGUUUGAAAAACAGAGAUGUGUUCCGAAGAGAAAUGGUGAAUGAAUUUAGACCUCCGUGUAUCCUUCCGAAAGGUGGUGGGCAAAGAGGGGCUGAACAAAUGUUGGACAUUAUUACCAGAUGCCAGAACAUUUUCUUGGAGAUUGAUAAUUUGGGAGCCAACAUUGCUAAGAACCAGGCUCUGAGAGAGAAUGUGUUUAUGAUGGUGGUGUGUAUAGAGCUCAGAAUCCCUCUCUUCUUGGUGGGGAAACCUGGCAGUUCUAAGUCUCUGGCUAAAACCAUUGUAGCCGAUGCCAUGCAGGGGAAUGCUGCCCAUACAGAGAUUUACAGGAACUACAAACAGGUCCAGAUGGUGUCCUUCCAAUGCAGUCCUUUGUCUGUACCAGAGGGAAUUGUGGGUACUUUCCGUCAGUGUGCCAUGUACCAGAAAGACAAAGAUCUCAACAGAUUUGUGUCUGUUGUCGUACUGGACGAAGUGGGACUGGCAGAGGAUUCUCCCAGAAUGCCUCUCAAGACAUUGCAUCCAUUGCUGGAAGAUGGUUGUCAGGGUGAUGAGCAACCAGAGGAACAUAAAAAAGUAGCCUUCAUAGGGAUUUCUAACUGGGCUCUGGAUCCUGCCAAAAUGAAUCGAGGAAUCCUUGUACAGAGAGAGGUUCCCGACCUGGAAGAGCUCAUAGAGAGUGCAGAAGGAAUAUGCUCCAGUAACAAAAGAAUAAGUAAGAUGAUAAAGCCACUGAUCAAACCCCUGGCAGAGUCCUACCUACAAGUGUUUAAAUCUGUCAUCACAAAGAGGGAGUUCUUUGGAUUAAGGGAUUUCUACAGCUUGAUAAAGAUGGUGUACAGUUUUGCUGAGAAGAACAACAAGAAGCCGACCUGGUUGAUGUUACAGCACUGCAUCAAGAGAAACUUUGGGGGAUUUGAACACUCAACAAACCAAGAUCCCCUUGAUGUUUUCUCUCAGCAUCUUAAAACUGUGGCAAAAAUUAAUGCUCCUUCCCCGGGAGAUCCUGACUGUACACCUGCUGGUCUCAUUGAAGCCUGUCUCCAAGGUGACGGAGUGGACAGUGAUACACGGUACCUGCUACUGCUGACAGAAAACUACGGAGCUUUGACAGUUUUACAACAGAAGAUUCUGACCAUGAAGAAUGCCAUUACAAUAUUUGGCAGCAGUUUUCCCAGUGAUCAAGAGUACACACAGGUUUGCAGAAAUAUCAACCGUAUAAAGGUCUGCAUGGAGACGGGAAACACAGUGGUUCUUCUUAACUUGGAGAAUCUGUAUGAAAGUCUGUAUGAUGCCCUUAAUCAGUAUUAUGUGUACUUUGGAGGAGAAAGAUAUGUAGAUCUUGGAUUGGGAACUCAUCGUGUCAAAUGUAGAGUGCACAAGAAUUUCAGGUUGAUAGUGGUAGCAGAGAAGGAGGUUGUAUACAGACAGUUCCCCAUUCCUCUGAUCAACAGACUGGAGAAACACUUCCUCAACAUCUCCACCAUGUUGUCUCCAGUCCAAGUCAGCCUGGCACAGAAGUUAGAGAAGUGGGCAGAACAGUUCGUCAAGAUAGCAGUACCAAUGUUUAGGAAUCCAAGAGACAAGGCAGCUGAAUACAAGAUAGGAGAUGUCUUUAUGGGAUUUCAUGCAGAUACUUGUGCUUCAAUAAUCCUCCAUGUCUGUCAGAAAUACAGGGAAGAUGAUUUAGAAGGCUUGGAACAAGAGUUGAUGCAAGCUGCUAAAGAAGUCUUGCUGUGGUGUGCCACUCCAGAUGGUGUAUUGAGGGCCAAAAAUAAACUUCCUCAACGGGAAUUUGAAUUUGUAGAGAAUGUUUACUAUGAAAAACAGAAGCAUGAUAAUUUACUAUAUUAUCUUGACCAGAAGAUCAGAAUGGAUGGUAGUGAUGGACUGUAUGCUCAGGUGACCACCAACUCCAAGCUGAUCACCACAGUAGAUGUAGCAGAGCUGUCCCAGUACCUCCACAUUCCUUACACACAGAUUACACUACUCACUCUACAGUCAUUUGAUACAGAGCAGCAGUUCUGUAGACAAGUCAAACAAAGCUUUGAGAGAGACUUGUCUGCUGAGUCUCUGUUGAUUGUACAGUGUGACAGUGGAAAUGAAAAUGCUAGCCUUGUGGCCUGUGCCCAGUAUUCUGUGUUAGAUCAGCUUCAACAGCUGGAAGAUGAGAAGACAGGGAAGACACACAUUGUCUUCAUCAUCCAUCUCCCCAGGGUGGCAGGUGGAGGAUUCACAGGAUUCCAG
Molecule: messenger RNA, 11626 nt
Organism: Saccostrea cuccullata (small rock oyster)
Lineage: Eukaryota; Metazoa; Mollusca; Bivalvia; Ostreida; Ostreidae
Product: E3 ubiquitin-protein ligase rnf213-alpha-like
Exons: 59
Molecular function (GO): ubiquitin-protein transferase activity; ATP hydrolysis activity
Source: RefSeq, a predicted model, not a curated record